GCUACUUCACAGAUGCCUUUCUUAGUGCUAGGGUGAUAGUGUACAGCUGUGAGAUCAACGACAAACACGCUAUUCCUGAGAAAGCUUCUCUUUUGGCCUCAGCCCUGGGCAGACCAAGUCUUCAUGCUGCUGUGGGUAUCACUGCUGAUCCUGGCUCCUGUCGGUGGACAGUUUGCAACUGAAGUAAAAUCUGUUAUUUCCCUCCAUCCUCCAUGGACCACUCUCUUCCAAGGAGAGACUGCAACACUGAUUUGCAAAGCACUUCAGUUCAAUGCAGCACAGAAAAUAAAAUGGUACCGUUGGUAUCUUCCUGGAGAAAUACAGACUGAGACAGCACAGAACACCUAUGAGGUCCGUGAAUCUGGAGGGUACAAAUGCCAGGCCCAGGACGCACACUCAAGUGAUCGUGUGGACUUGAUCUUUUCUGCAGCCAACCUGAUCCUGCAGGCUCCAUUUGAUGUGUUUGAAGAAGACUCCGUGGUUCUGAGAUGCCAAGCAAAGGCAAACAUAGUACUAACUAACAUGACAUUGUACAAGAAUGGGAAAAUCCUGGAAACCCUUAACAAAACUUCUGACUUCCAUAUUCAUCAAGCAAGUAUGAAGGACAAUGGUGAAUAUCACUGUAGUGGAGUUAAAGAUAAUCACUUGGUUUCUUCAAACAAAAUUAAAAUCAUAGUCCAAGAGCUGUUUCCAAGUCCCGUGCUGAGAGCCAGCUCCACCCAGCCCACUGAGAGGGACGCAGUGACCUUGACCUGUGAGACCCAGAUCUCUCAACAGAGGCCAGAAGGCCAGCUCCUGUUCCGCUUCGUGAAACAAUCAAACAACGUGGGGUCAGACUGGAAAAACUCCCCAGAAUUCCAGUUCUCUCCCAUACGGAAAGAAAACUCAGGGUCUUAUUGGUGUGAGGCAUGGAGAGUGAAUUCCCAUGUCCAGAAACGGAGCCAGGAAUUACAGAUACAGGUACGAGAAAUUGUCCAAGUACACUACUACCCAGAGUUCGUGUUUGAAGGUCAGGAGCUGGUUCUCAUCUGCUCAGUGAAUGGAGCUACAAAGCCCAUCACAGUCUCCUGGUACAAAAAACAAGACAGACUGCAGAAGGACAUAGAGCUUCAAACUUCCUCAAAAACAGAAUUCACAAUCCCUGUGGUGCAAAACAGCGAUGCUGGAGAAUAUUACUGUAUUGCCAGAAACAGUCGCUUUUCCAAACAGAGCAACUCAGUGAUCAUCAGUGUGAAAGUCCCUGUGUCUCAACCUGUCCUCACGCUCAGACGUCCUGGGACCUGGAAUCUUAUGACAGAUAAGAUGAGCCUUCAGUGUGAAGUUCAGAGAGGUUCUCUGCCCAUCUGGUACCAGUUUUUUCAUGAAGGUGUGCUGCUUGAGGAGAUAAAAUCCACUUCAGAGAGAAAAAUGUUCCAUAGAUUGUCUCCGACUGAAAAGCACUCUGGAAACUACUACUGCACAGCUAACAAUGGCCUUGGCCCUCAGUGGAGUAAGGUUAUGAUCCCUGUGUCUAAACCUGUCCUCACCUUCAGCUCUCCUGGGACCAGGACUUUGGGGGGAAUUCAGAUGAGCCUUCAGUGUGAAGUUCAGAGAGGGUCUCUGCCCAUCUGGUACCAGUUUUUUCGUGAAGGUGUUUUGCUCAAAAAGAGAGAAGCCAUUUCAUGGAGAACAGUGUCCUAUAGCUUCUCUGUGACUGGAGAGAAUUCUGGAAACUACUACUGCACAGCUGACAAUGGCUUUGGCCCUCAGAGGAGUGAGGCCAUGAGACUCUCUGUCACCGUGCCCGUGUCUCAACCUGUCCUCAGCCUCAGCCCUCGUGGAACCCGGACUCUUGUGGGAAAUGAGGUGAGACUUCAGUGUGAAGUUCAGAGAGGGUCUUUGCCCAUCUGGUUCCAGUUUUUUUGGGAAGAUGUGUUGCUCACAAGGACAGAAACUACUUCAUGGAGAACAGUGUCCUAUAGUUUCUCUGUGACUGGAGAGAAUUCUGGAAACUACUACUGCACAGCUGACAAUGGCUUUGGCCCUCAGAGAAGUGAGAGCAUCAACCUCUCUGUCAUUGUGCCCGUGUCUCAACCUGUCCUCAGCCUCAGCCCUCGUGGAACCCGGACUCUUGUGGGAAAUGAGGUGAGACUUCAGUGUGAAGUUCAGAGAGGGUCUUUGCCCAUCUGGUUCCAGUUUUUUUGGGAAGAUGUGUUGCUCACAAGGACAGAAACUACUUCAUGGAGAACAGUGUCCUAUAGUUUCUCUGUGACUGGAGAGAAUUCUGGAAACUACUACUGCACAGCUGACAAUGGCUUUGGCCCUCAGAGAAGUGAGAGCAUCAACCUCUCUGUCAUUGUGCCCGUGUCUCAACCUGUCUUCAGCCUCAGCCCUCGUGGAACCCGGACUCUUGUGGGAAAUGAGGUGAGACUUCAGUGUGAAGUUCAGAGAGGGUCUUUGCCCAUCUGGUUCCAGUUUUUUUGGGAAGAUGUGUUGCUCACAAGGACAGAAACUACUUCAUGGAGAACAGUGUCCUAUAGUUUCUCUGUGACUGGAGAGAAUUCUGGAAACUACUACUGCACAGCUGACAAUGGCUUUGGCCCUCAGAGAAGUGAGAGCAUCAACCUCUCUGUCAUUGUUCCAGUAUCUCGCCCUGUUCUCACGCUCAGGGCUCCCAGGGUCCAGGCUGUGGUGGGGGACGUGGUGGAGCUUCACUGUGAGGCCCAGAGAGGCUCUCCCCCGAUCCUGUACCAGUUUUAUCAUGAGGAUGUCACCCUCGGGAGCAGCUCAAGUCCCUUUGGAGGGGGUGCUUCCUUCAACCUCAUUCUGAAGGCAGAGCAUUCUGGGAACUACUUCUGUGAGGCCAACAAUGGCCAGGGGGUCCAGCGCAGUCACAUGGUGCCACUCAGUGUCAGAGUUCCAGUGUCUCAUCCUGUCCUCACCCUCAGGACUCCCAGGGUCCAGGCUGUGGUGGGGGAUGUACUGGAAAUUCACUGUGAAUCCCAGAGAGGUUCUUCCCCCAUCCAGUACCAGUUUUAUCAUGAAGAUGUCGCCCUGGGGAAUAGCUCAAGCCUCUCUGGAGGAGGAACAUCCUUCUACCUCUCCCUGACCACAGAACAUUCUGGAAACUACUCCUGUGAAGCUGACAAUGGCUUGGGGGUCCAGCGUAGUGAGGCAGUGUCACUCAAUGUCAGAGUUCCAGUGUCUCGCCCUGUCCUCACCCUCAGGACCGCCAGGACCCAGGUUGUGGUGGGGGAUGUAUUAGAACUUCACUGUGAGGCCCAGAGAGGCUCUUCCCCGAUCCUGUACUGGUUUUAUCACAAUAAUGUCACCCUGGAGAACAGCACGUCUCACUCUGGACAAGGAGUGUCCUUAAACCUGUUGCUGACUGCAGAUCAUUCUGGGACCUACUCCUGUAAGGCCGACAAUGGCCUGAGUCCCCAGCACAGUGAGGCAGUGACACUUUCUGUCAUGGGGCUGACAGGGAGCAAAAGCAGCCUUAUUGCCACCAGUGUCACCGGGGGGCUGCUCAGCAUGAUGGCCAUUGCUGCCGUGGCAGUGCUGUUCUACUGCUGGCUCCUGAGAAAAGCAGGAAGGAAGCCUACAUUUGAUUCCUCCAGGAAUCCUUCAGCCCCAGAUCCCCAAGAGUCCACCUACCACAAUGUACCAGGCUGGAUAGAACUGCAACCAGUAUACAGCAAUGUAAAUCCUAACAGAGGAGAAGUGGUGUACUCGGAAGUCUGGAGUGUGAAAAAGGAGAACAAAGUCACAGCGGCCUCUGAACCAGAGCUUUUCAAGAACACGGAUUCCUGUGUCAUCUACUCCCAGGUGAAGGGCGCUUCCACCGCAGCCUCUAAACCCCAGUUCUUGGAUCCAUUCACUCCUCACAGAUGAGUCCACACAACUCCAGAUUGUGUGGGAAGAUUUAAGCCACCCCAGGCCACACCCAGCAGCCAGGGCCCCAAGUGCCCACACCUUUGUCUGAACAAAACACAGGGCCCCAAGGGACUCCUGUCUACUUCCAAAUUGACAGCCUUGCCACACAUCCCAAGCAGCAUAUUGUUCCCAACCCAGGGCCCAUGAUGUUGCCUGGCUUCCUUAUUGUGCUUGAGCUUCACACAUAUCCCCACUACUCCUCCAUGAGGACGACACCUGAGCUCUGCCACAAAUACAACCUGCUCUCAGUCAAUGCUUUUCUCACUUGCCAUCAGUCUGGUAUGGUUAUGGUGGACUCUGCCGAAUGGGAUAGCACACACCCAUGGAGAUGUGUACACUGGGUUUGUUAUAGACCUCUCCAUGGUGGGACUGCAUUCCAUACUCACCUGUCUGUCUGAAACUCUAAGCUCAGCAUCCGGCACCAGGAUAACUUCUCUCCUGCACAUGUAACAAUAUCUGCCUGUCCAAGUAAGUGGAUUUCGCACACUAGGACCUCGAUCCUUCCCAUCCUGCCAGAAGGAACCCGGCACAGUCAUGGCCAGGAGGACCAGAGAUGCAGAUAGGAUACACAUUGAAAUAUAGGAAUGAAUGAAUAUUCAUAGAAAUAUUUGAAUGAAUGAAUGAACAAAUGAGGAAGAUAUUAUGGAUCAUUAUGAUGUAUUCUUACCCUCAAACUGGCAUCUGAUACAGUGUGCUUCCUGGGAAAUCCAAGAAAUAGGAAAUAAAUUCAGAGAAGGAGUUUGAGUGAGGAGAAAUCUGUUCAGAAAGCAAGAAGGCUUCUCAAACUUCAAAGUGCUUAUGGGUCAUCUGGGGAUCGCAUAUUCACAGAUUCUUUUUUUUUUUUUUUCACAGAUUCUUAUUCACAUUUACAGAUUCUUAUUCAUAUUCACAGAUUCUUAUUCAGUGGGCCUGGGUGGAGGCUAAGACCCUGUAUCUAUAACAAGCUCCCAUGUAAUGUUGAUGCUACUGAUCCUAAGAGUCUACUAAUCCUGGGAGUCUACCAAGUACCCAGACCCUGUAGGUUUUGGCAGAGGUUCAUGGAGAAGCAGUGAGGGCUCUGUCUGUCUAUUGCCCAACUCCAUGGGGUCCACUGAUACAGCUCACAUGAUUCCUGCACUGUUCUUCCACCAGAACACCAUCAGCUGCUAUUACUAAAAGAACUUCUCUUCUACAUGCUGGGAUGCAUCAGUCACCCUGGGUCCAGGAAAAAGUAACUGUCACUAUCUUUGUUUCCUCACCUUGGGCCUCAUAUUUUUCCCAUAAAGGGAUUGAAUACACUGUGAAUAAAUACACCCCUUAGUUUUCUCCA
Molecule: messenger RNA, 5224 nt
Organism: Dama dama (fallow deer)
Lineage: Eukaryota; Metazoa; Chordata; Mammalia; Artiodactyla; Cervidae
Product: Fc receptor-like protein 5
Exons: 20
Coding region: 124-3873 (1249 amino acids)
Biological process (GO): cell surface receptor signaling pathway
Molecular function (GO): transmembrane signaling receptor activity
Source: RefSeq, a predicted model, not a curated record